Messenger RNA from Bipolaris maydis ATCC 48331, 784 nucleotides. RefSeq names its product translation initiation factor SUI1. The record is from RefSeq and is a predicted model, not a curated record. Lineage: Eukaryota; Fungi; Ascomycota; Dothideomycetes; Pleosporales; Pleosporaceae. Gene Ontology annotation, biological process: translational initiation. Gene Ontology annotation, molecular function: translation initiation factor activity; RNA binding; ribosomal small subunit binding. Gene Ontology annotation, cellular component: eukaryotic 43S preinitiation complex.
ACUCCUCUGCUCUGCCUUCACCCCUGCUUCUCCGCGACUUUCCAACGCUCGCCCUCUCCAUACACCAGCAGAUCGCGCCAGUCGAUUUCAUGACCACGGACAUCCAGAAUCUCAAGUCCUUCGAUCCGUUCGCGGAGGUCGACGAUGCUGGAGGCGAAGUAAAGUCCACCCAGCAGAACUACAUCCACAUCCGUAUUCAGCAACGCAAUGGUCGUAAGACUCUAACUACGGUCCAAGGCCUACCCAAGAAGUUUGAUCAGAAGAAGAUUCUCAAGGUCAUCAAGAAGAAGUUUGCUUGCAAUGGCACCGUCGUCGCAGACAGUGAGAUGGGAGAGGUGAUCCAGUUGCAGGGUGAUCAACGCAAAGAUGUCAUGGACUUCUUGACCGACAAGAAGGAGGGCCUCGGCCUUGAUGGCAAGACCAUCAAGGUUCACGGCUUCUAACCGCGUCGAAUACGCUAUGCCCACCGCCGCUCCUCACGCCGAGCGACCGCUUCGAGCUAGACGACAACGAGACUCGUACGGCGGAGGAGGAGCAUGCCGGCACGUCGGACGCGUAGCACACACGAUCCACGCUGCUGAGAUGCGGUACGGCAUAGCAAGUAUCCCGCGGAGAACUGACGGUUUCCCCGUAUCUCGAUUGCUCUUGGAGCAACAGAUGCGGCUAUCGCCAGUUUUGCACGCUGAUGUAUCAGGUGCUGGCAGGAUGAUGGAGGAUAGCUCGUUCAAGACAAACAAGACAUUGGUCUUUUAGUCAUGUUCAAUUAAAAGAGUGUUUUGUUUUA